AUGUCCGGGGGUACUGAGUUCCAGUUAAAGGUCCGUCAAUGCCAGAAGGAGGAAAAGGGAGUCUACACUGUUAUGGCUGAGAACUUGUAUGGUACAGAUGACAGGUUAAUAUCCCUGCGAGUAGAACCAGUUCCAUCGAGGGUUGACACUCCAUCACUGCGCGAUUCAGAGGGUAGGGGGAAUCUUACCAAGACUCAUGGGACCCAAUAUCACAGGAAGGAUAAUCAAACCAUCAGGGAGGCCAAACUGAUCCGACGUGAGGACAGACCCGAGCACACUAUGAAGCCCAGACGAAAGCGCUUAAAGCAAACUCUGGGAGAUGGAGCAUCAUCUGUGGAUGGCGAGAUUUGUAAUGUACACUGUGGAAUGUAUGAUGACAAUUUUAAUCUGUGUCCUCGGGUGAUCCAGGCCGGACAUAGCCUGAAAGUUGUAUCGUGUGUUCCCGAUGUUCCCAUACCAAAGGUCACUUGGACAAAGGAUGGUCAUGAUAUCACACAAAGUGACUACUAUUUGUGUACAUAUUCCAGCGGUGUGUGCACAAUGGAGGUACCGUGUGCACAUGUGUCAGACACUGGUAUCUACACAUGUAUUGCCAUCAGUGAAGUCGAUUUAGAGAAGACCUCCAGUUACAUUCAGGUUGAAGGAUGGCGGAUUGGACAAGGAAAGAAUUAA
Saccostrea cuccullata (small rock oyster) is the source of this 672-nucleotide messenger RNA. RefSeq lists its product as uncharacterized. Lineage: Eukaryota; Metazoa; Mollusca; Bivalvia; Ostreida; Ostreidae. The transcript has 5 exons. The record is from RefSeq and is a predicted model, not a curated record. Bases 1 to 672 code for a protein of 223 amino acids.